Messenger RNA from Tremella mesenterica DSM 1558, 3468 nucleotides. RefSeq lists its product as uncharacterized. Gene Ontology annotation, biological process: nuclear-transcribed mRNA catabolic process, nonsense-mediated decay. Gene Ontology annotation, cellular component: exon-exon junction complex; cytoplasm. NCBI's taxonomy places the organism in Eukaryota, Fungi, Basidiomycota, Tremellomycetes, Tremellales, Tremellaceae. The record is from RefSeq and is a predicted model, not a curated record. Gene Ontology annotation, molecular function: RNA binding; protein binding. The coding region runs from base 1 to 3468 and encodes 1155 amino acids. The transcript has 14 exons.
AUGUCCAGAGCCGACUAUGUUGCCAAAUACCAGAGGCGCAAAGCGUUACGAGAUAAAGUGGAGAAAGCAUGGCUUGAUGAACCUCAACGUCCCGGUGGACAGCUGGACUCUUCCAUGAAGAAACAUACCACUUUGCUGAACCGACUGAAAACUUCCCUUCUCAUCGGACCGGCAGAGACGUUGAUUCACGAAAUCGAUGGCUUGACACUUUCAAAAUAUCUCGAGGAGAUCGUAGCGGCAGUGGUAGAAGGUGCUGGUAGGGGCAAAGGGGAUGUUGAUGUUGCCGUUGAUAUCGUAGUUCACUUACAUACUCGCUUAACACCGGAAUUUUUACCACAAUUAUUACACCCAGCCGCCCUUUUGGGCAUCUUGACACCUACCACAUCGGUCGCGGGAAAGGAUGCCGAUAAAGAUAAAGAAGACAAGGACCGUCUGGCAAGACAGAGAUUGGUAUUGCGUAUCGUCGCUGAAUUAGCCAUGGUAGGCGGUUGGGUGGACGGUGUGAGCAAGGGGGCCUCUGAAGUUACGAAGAUCUUGAAAGCUUUCAUGACGGGAGAUCCUCAGUUUUCCAACAUGCCUUUGUUAUCGUACUUCCUGAAACAUCUGGCAGGAGCGUAUCUUGGCCCAGACCCCAGCACUGAGAAGACAGGACUGAUAGAUGAUGACUUGCCUGGAAACGUGGAAGACCUGGUGCCCGCCGAAUCCCAGAAGAAUAUCCGGGAUUUGUUUCAGACAUACUUCAACAACGCUUCAAAAACACUCGUCAAGGGACAGCUAAAACUGCUUGAACAGGACAAAAGAAAUCAUGAAGCCUAUAUUAGGUCUGGAGAGAUAUUCGAAGACCGUCAACAUGCUUACGAGCGCAUGGCCAAAGCUGUUGAACGGCUGACUACCGGAGUUCAAGCCAUGGCAGACCUAUUGGGACUCGCACCACCCACUCUGCCGACUACCGCUUCUCUCAAUAAGGGUGGACUACAGAUCGUCGAGGGACAAUCCAGCUUUGUCGUGCGAGACGACGGGGAAGGAGGUGGUAUUUGGGACGACGACGAAGAACAGAGGUUCUACGAGGAUCUGCUCGAUCUUAAACAGACAGUCCCAUCAGCUUUGCUCGGGAUCAAGGAAAGAAUGAAAGGUACAAAAGCGGAUGCUUUAAAGGGGCAAGACACGGUGAUGGUGGAGAAAGAAGAUGAUGCUGUCCGAGCUGAGGCUCAGAAGAAAAGAGAGGAAGAAGAGAUACAGCGACUGCUGGAGCAGGUGGAGCAGAGUGAAAGUACGAUGGACAAUGAAGAGCCACAAGGGAAGGACUCCUCUGAGAUCAAUGGCCUGCCCAGCGCUCAAUCACAGCUUGCCAUUGAUCCCCUUGAUGAUCCACUUGAAGAGACGUAUGAAUCGGCCGAGCCGCUAACGGCAUCAUCGCUGAAAGAAAGCAAAGAUAUGGAUGACGGGUUACAGCCAGGACCACAUGCCAGACUCAACGCCAUUUUUGCUGCCUUACCUCAAGCUAGUAACAGGGAGAUGGUGGAUAAAUUAGCUGUCGACUUUGCUUUCCUCAAUUCUAAAGCUGCCAGGAAACGUCUCGUCGCGUUUAUCGGAGCAGUGCCGAAAACUCGAACCGAUCUGUUACCCCAUUACUCACGUUUGAUCGCCACACUCAAUCCUUACAUGCCAGAUAUCGGUACAGGUGUUCUGGAGAUUCUGGAGGAAGAAACGAGAUACCUUCAACGUAAACGUCUUAUACGCGAACUCGACAGUGUGCGAUUGAAGAAUGUUCGUUUUUGGGGAGAAUUAGCAAAGUUCAAAGUCGCCAAACCGUAUGCUAUCCUGCAUGUUCUCAAAGUAUUUUUGGAUGAUUUCCGAGCGAAUAUCGAGAAUAUCUCAAAUCUGCUCGAAACGUGUGGAAGGUUUUUACUACGUUAUGAAGGGACCGCUGCAACAGCUAAAAGCAUGGUCGGUCCAUUUUAUCAUCGAAUUUCGACCUGCUGUAAGGUUACUGAUGUUUCUCAGGUAGAAUUGAUGAGACGUAAACAGGCAAAUUCACACUUGGAUCAAAGACAUCUGAUCAUGCUUGAGAACGCUUUCUACAUGUGCAACCCACCUGAACGUGUCGUUCGACAAAUCAUCGAACUCACCCCUAUGCAAAGCUUCAUUCAAUAUCUCUUACAUGAUGUUUUGAUGAAACGAACCGUGGACAAGGUAGUGAAACUUUUCCGCAAGUUACAUUGGGAAGAACAAGAGACUUACGAUUACAUCCUCAUGACUUUCACUCAUAUUUGGGAGAUCAAAUAUGAGAACAUCGAAUAUGCAGCUAGUGUGGUUUGUGAUCUACAAAAAUACCAUCCCGAGUUUUCUAUAGCUGUCGUGGAUCAAGUGUUGGAGGAUAUACGUGUUGGUAUGGAGGAAAAUAUCUUUAAAUAUAAUCAACGUAGAAUCGCUUCUGUCAAAUAUUUGGGAGAAUUGUAUAUGUACAGAGUUAUUGGUGCUCAGAUUAUUCUGGACACUUUAUGGACUUUGAUCUCUUUUGGACAUCAAGAAGCAUUCCCCGUCCCAGGCAGAGACUCACCAAUCGACUCUGUAACAGAUUUCUUCCGUGUCAGACUCGUCUGCACUUUAUUGGAUUCAUGUGGUAUUUGCUUUAGCAAAGGAUCACUCAAACGAAAGAUGGAUAAUUUUCUCGUUUUCUUUCAAUUAUAUGUUGUCUGUAAAGUUGAAACACCUAUGGAUGUGGAAUUCAUGUUGUCGGAUACUUUCGAGACUUUGAGACCGAGUGAAACGAGAUUGAAAACUUUUGCAGAUGCUGCAGCUGCUGUCGAUACCAUUCUGGCUGUACAAACCGAAGUAGACGAUUCCAUCUCCGAAGUAGAUUCCGAGAUCAUGCGUCCUCCAAUAGAAGAACCACCACUCACUUCUUCUCUUCCAACAGCUCGAUCCCAAAUCGAAAAGUUAGAAGAAGACGAUACAGUCGUACUUCUUCGUGAUCCUCAUCAAAAGGACGAAAUGGAUUUAGAACUUCAAGAAGAAUUCGAACGUGAAUUUUCGAAAAUGUUAGUAGAUCCUGGAAAUAGAAAUGGGGAAAGGAAAGCCCCUCCUUUGUUUGAUGCUGCCGUACCACAUAUCAGAAAAGGUGAACCGGGUUUGAUUGGACAGAUGGAUGAUUCUGUCUUGAUGGAGAAUGAAGGGACUAUACAAUUUACUUUUUUAGCAAAAAAAGGUGGUAGACAACAAAUGCGUCCUUUACAAGUCCCAACAGAUUCAAACAUUGCAAUCAACCUUCGUUCACAUCAAGAACGUUCAAAAGCAGAACAAGAACAUCUGAAAAGGUUGGUAUUACAAAAUGAACGUCGACAAGAAUUAUCAGAGAUCCAAUGUAAGUUCCGUCCCACUUUUGUCCAUGUUUCAUCUUUCUUCCCUUUUCCCCCUCGACUACACAAUCUGAUCUCUACCCCAUCUCCGUUCUUACUGCAUCAUUGA